GAGAGUUUCGUCAUUUGUACAACUGUAGAAGGAGAGGAAGAAGAAGUAGGAGCGAUGGCAUGGAGAGGAAACAUAUCGAAGUCUCUCAAAGAGCUCAGGAUUCUCCUCUGUCAAUCUUCCCCAGCUAGCGCUUCCACCAGGACGUUCGUGGAGAAGAAUUACAAAGAUUUGAAGACUCUGAACCCUAAGUUCCCUUUCCUGAUCCGCGAAUGCAGUGGGAUCCAGCCUCAGAUGUGGGCCAGAUAUGAUAUGGGAGUGGAGAGGUGUGUAAACUUGGAUGGUAUGAACGAGUCACAGAUUCUCAAGUCUCUUGAAGACCUUGUGAAAGCCGGAGGAGCUACAAAAGCCUAAAAGGUUUUUUAUUUUUAACCUGAGAUGAUCCCGAAUAAGAUACAAACUUGAAAUACAUUCAAUCUUGACGGUUCCUGUUAUUCUAUUACUUUGCAACUACUUGGGUGUCAUAUCGCCUUUCGUUUUUGUUUGUACUCCUUGAACUUGUUAUCAAAUGAACCUUCCGUAUGAUUGUUGAAAACAUA
Molecule: messenger RNA, 536 nt
Organism: Brassica oleracea var. oleracea
Lineage: Eukaryota; Viridiplantae; Streptophyta; Magnoliopsida; Brassicales; Brassicaceae
Product: NADH dehydrogenase [ubiquinone] 1 alpha subcomplex subunit 2
Exons: 3
Coding region: 55-351 (98 amino acids)
Source: RefSeq, a predicted model, not a curated record